AUCACGCUCCGGAGAUUUCUGAACGCCUGCAUAAAGGAGACAUUCAGGUUACACCCACCUGUACCAUUUCUAAUCCCACACUGCGCGCUGGAGACUUGCGAAGUAUUAAAUUACAGAAUCCCCAAGAAUGCCCAGGUGUUAGUUAACAUAUGGGCAAUUGGUCGAGAUCCAUCCGUAUGGGAGGACCCUUUGUGUUUUAGACCAGAGAGGUUCGUUAACAGCGGGUCAGCUGUUGUGGACUUCAAAGGUCAUGACUUUGAGCUUCUCCUGUUCGGGUCAGGUCGGAGGGUGUGCCCGGGACUUCCCAUGGCAGCUAAACAGUUGACGUUAAUUCUCGCAUCGCUGAUUAAAGGGUUUGAUUGGGCUCUCCCCGGGGGAUCCGGCCAAAUUGGAUAUGGACGAGAAGUUUGGACUUACACUGCAGAAGGAUCAACCUCUGUUAUUUGUGGCCAAAAUCUGAUAGAGAUCUGA
Molecule: messenger RNA, 471 nt
Organism: Linum tenue
Lineage: Eukaryota; Viridiplantae; Streptophyta; Magnoliopsida; Malpighiales; Linaceae
Source: the annotation of a GenBank genome assembly